AUGUCGAAGCAUUAGUCGAGUUACUUUCGUAAUAAGUUCGUGUAUAAUCGGUGUCAAUAAACCAACAUGGCUUCCAGGAAGGGUGGAAAACAGGGCUUGCUUUCUAAGUGGGAAAUUGGAGAUGAAAAACCAGUCCAGAUAGAUAAAUGGGAUGGAAAUGCAGUUAAAAAUGCAUUAGAUGACGCUGUUCGAAAGAUUUUGACAGAACACCUCAAAUUUGUUGAAAACAAUAGUGUGAUUGACACAAGGCUUGCAUUAUGCACAGUAGCUUGUCUCUUUGCUAUUGGUGCCUUAAUAUAUGAUUACAUCACCCCCUUUCCUAAUUCUCGUACAGUGUUGAUCCUUUGUGUACUUGCAUAUUUUAUCUUAAUGGGUGUAUUAACAGUGUUCACAACAUUUAGAGAAAAGAACUACAUAGUGUUUGCAAAUGAAAAAGAUAAGGCUGGAAUGGGUCCAGAUCACUUGUGGAGUGCACGAUCAACACUGAAAAGAUAUGAUGAUAUUUAUGAGUUGACACUGUGUUAUAAAGAUGGGGAGACACAAAGAAGUGAAGAACAAACUAUGAAAAAAUCUGUUGCUUCAUGGUUCGAUGAAAAUGGGGAACUUCACUUCGACAUCUUCUUAAAUGAUGUAAUGGAGAUGCAAAAAGGUUUAAAAAAGGAGAAAGCACAGUAGCAGAAUUAAUUCACCAUUGUUGUAUAAUGUGCUGUAGUUAUAUUAAGAACUCAUUAAACAUAUCUGCACAUGAAAUUGGUUGUUUUAUUAG
Messenger RNA from Dendronephthya gigantea, 766 nucleotides. RefSeq names its product probable signal peptidase complex subunit 2. Gene Ontology annotation, cellular component: membrane; signal peptidase complex. The transcript has 6 exons. The record is from RefSeq and is a predicted model, not a curated record. The coding region runs from base 67 to 675 and encodes 202 amino acids. Gene Ontology annotation, biological process: protein targeting to ER. NCBI's taxonomy places the organism in Eukaryota, Metazoa, Cnidaria, Anthozoa, Malacalcyonacea, Nephtheidae.